CUGACGCUUGGAUAAUCGUGUGUUGUUCACUACGUUUACUCUUCGAUAAUGUUUAAUUCUUGUUAAAUCUCCGAAAAAGUUUAUAACUAACUUGCGGCCCUCUCUACUUUUGCUUUAACCCAUUUUAAUUGUGUCAUUUUGAUUGGAAUUUCGAAUCUGGAUUUUUAUCAACCGUCAACAUGGGGAAUAUGUUCGCAAAUCUUUUCAAAGGCCUUUUUGGCAAGAAAGAAAUGAGGAUACUCAUGGUCGGAUUAGACGCCGCUGGUAAAACAACAAUCCUCUACAAGCUUAAAUUAGGAGAAAUUGUCACAACUAUUCCUACAAUUGGUUUUAACGUAGAGACUGUCGAAUACAAAAAUAUCAGUUUCACCGUGUGGGAUGUGGGUGGUCAGGACAAAAUUAGGCCCUUAUGGCGGCACUAUUUCCAAAACACACAGGGACUGGUAUUUGUUGUUGAUAGCAACGACAGAGAACGAAUUGGUGAAGCAAGAGAAGAGUUAAUGAGAAUGUUAGCAGAGGACGAACUAAGAGACGCAGUGCUUCUUAUCUUUGCGAACAAGCAAGAUCUACCUAAUGCAAUGAACGCUGCAGAAAUAACUGACAAAUUGGGUUUACAUUCUCUACGUAAUCGUAAUUGGUAUAUUCAAGCAACGUGUGCUACUAGUGGUGAUGGAUUAUAUGAAGGUUUGGACUGGCUAUCUAAUCAGUUAAAAAAUGCAAACCGUUAGUAAAUAUUUUCAAAAAACUAUGUUCUUGUUUCUUUUUUGUAUUGAUUUUUUAAUUUUUUUUUAUUCUAAUUCUAACUUCGGUUCUUGUUUAUUCUUUUUUGUAUCUUAUUUUUUUAAAUGUCCUCUCCUCGGAGAAGCCUUGUUUGCGAUUAGACACAUUUUAGUGAAUAAUUGUAUAAUUUCCAAUUUUAUUUUACUCUGUAAUUAGAUAUUUGUCUAUUUUUUAAUUUAUCAAUUUAUUUCAUUUCAAUUGUUUUAUUCCCCCCCCCCUUUUUUUCUUUUCAAAUUUCAUUAUUGUAUGAAAGUUGUAAAUUGAAAUUAUAUUAUUUAUCAUUAUUACAGUUGCUGGGAGUCUCUUAUAUGUUACAUUUUCUGUUAUUUUAUGCUAAGUUUGAUCGUGAACAAGGUUUUUACAAGACAUUGUGAAUAAACAAGAUGAGGUAUUCAAAGGCUGUUACUAUGAAUGCAACUUACGUUCCCCUGCCAGAUCUCUUAAGUGCAGUCUAAACUUAUGAUUAAAUAUUUACCUCAGUUGUCAUGAAAUGCUACUUUCCUAGGCCUUUGAAUACAAACUCUCCUUCUGCCCUCUUUUUUUUUACUUUCGAGUUAUUUAAUGAAAAAUUGUGUAUUUUCUGUGAGAAAAGUAGUUAUUUGACUGCUGAGUUCUGCGCCUGUAGAACCGUCUCUCGACCCUCUUGGAUUUAGAAUAAACCUGAAUAUUUUGGAAUCUGAAAUCUCAUCAUUCGAUUUAUUCCAUUUUCUAUGUAUUCCAUAAGAAUGACUAGUUUCGUAAAAGAUUGUUACUUUUGACAGAAAUUCAAAUUAUUUAGGUGAUCUGCGUAACAAAGUAAAAUAAUGGAGCACUUAUUCAAUUUAUUUUUGUAGACGACAUUAGAAAUUGUGUGCUGCCAUACUUCAAAAUUUUCACCUACAACAUGUAAAUAACUUAAAGAUCGCAAGACAAUGCAUGCAAGCAUCAAACGUUUGUGAAAGUAAUUUUAAAAUAAAUUAAGUUUAAAUGUUAAUUUAUUUAUUCUUGCAUGCACCUUUACAUAUUUGAUGUGCAUGCACGAAUAAACUGAAUGUAUUUAAAAUCAACAUGAUCGAUGUAACGAAUCUUAUGUUAGAUUUUGUAUUUAUUUAAUAUAUUAUUCGUCAUGAAUAUUUUUUUCCUA
Molecule: messenger RNA, 1903 nt
Organism: Bemisia tabaci
Lineage: Eukaryota; Metazoa; Arthropoda; Insecta; Hemiptera; Aleyrodidae
Gene: Arf1
Product: ADP-ribosylation factor 1
Molecular function (GO): GTP binding; GTPase activity
Source: RefSeq, a predicted model, not a curated record